CAUAACACAUCACUUCGACACUCAGAAGAAGCAUAGGACUCUCUCUCUCUCUCUGUUCACAUGACUCGUCCUUUCCGUCUCCUAAGCGGCACGAAGUCCUCGGCAACCCUCGAGCCGCCGCCGCCGCCGCCGCCGCCUCCUCCUCCACAAGCUGGCGCCGUUGACUCUGACUUCGUCGUAGUCCUUGCCGCUCUACUAUGCGCUCUAAUCUGCGUUCUGGGUCUCGUCGCGGUCGCUCGCUGCGCCUGGCUCCGUCGUCUCUCAGGAGGCGGCGCCUCUUCCCGCCCCUCUCCGCUCGCCAACAAAGGCCUAAAGAAGAAGAUCCUUGAGUCCCUCCCGAAACACACCCUUUCCCCUGAAUCCGCUACGAAAUUCACCGACUGCGCCAUAUGCCUGACGGAGUUCGCUGCCGGAGAUGAAAUCCGGGUGUUGCCGCAGUGUGGACACGGAUUCCAUGUGCCCUGCAUAGACAUGUGGUUGGGGUCCCACUCUUCCUGCCCUUCCUGCCGCCAGAUUCUGGUGGUGACCCGGUGUCAGAAGUGCGGCGGAGUACCGGGAACCUCCAGCUCGGGAGCUGCCUCUGAGGGCAGAUUGAAGGAACAGGAAGAUGGUCAUGUAAAUAGGUUUUUGCCCUAACCUUCAUAAUUAAGAGGGUUUCGCAUUUCAUUUUUAAGGUAAAUUAAGAAUUUAGUUAGCAUCUAAAAUACCCAUUUAGUUUAUAAUCAGUACUCCACUCAAAUGUUAGCUCUGUAUCUGUUUAUAUUCUGGUGUAAAUCAAAAUUACUUAUGUUAUAUGUAAUUCAGAAACUUCAUUUUCCCAAACAGAAGAAUUCUG
Messenger RNA from Rubroshorea leprosula, 835 nucleotides. The record is from the annotation of a GenBank genome assembly. NCBI's taxonomy places the organism in Eukaryota, Viridiplantae, Streptophyta, Magnoliopsida, Malvales, Dipterocarpaceae.